AUGGACAACGGCAACGCCACUCUACAUAUCGUGUCUCUGGGCAGUUCUUUCGCCGCUGGCCCUGGAAUACGUCCCGUAACUGGUCCGCGCGGCGCAGGACGUUCAGGCGCAAAUUAUGCCCACAUCCUCGCGCAGUCCUUGAAUGUCAAACUAACCGAUCUAUCGGUCUCUGGAGCGACACUGUUAAACAUCAUCUCGGAGCCACAGUCAGUGCCGUUCAUUUCUCGAACAUUUCCACCGCAAAUCACGCAUGUCCCCGAAGACUCGGACAUUGUAACCAUCACUGCGGGCGGCAACGAUGUCGGCUACGUCGGGGGAAUGAUGCUCGACGCCUGGAAUGCUACCAUCCCAGGAAGGAUAAUAGGGUCAAUAAUCCAGGUUCUACAGACGUGUCUCUCGGUGCUCAGAUGGCGAAGGAAAAAAGAGAGGCCCACCUCCACCUCCCUGACAACGGAAGAACUCGCAACUCGAAUGGGCGAGGUACUCGAUGCCAUUCAUCGCAAGGCACCAAAGGCCCGUAUUCUUCUGGUGGAAUACCUCGCUCUUUUAUCCCCGGGCACUACUCGGCCUGGCCGGGACAUUCCCUUUGGGCAGGACAAGAUAAAUUACCAUGUCCAGCGGGCGUCCGAGUUGCAACGUGCUUACGUACUGGCAACACAAACUCGCGGUAAUUGGUGUCAGCGGGUUCCCAUUCAUGAGCUUAGCGAGAAACAUGCGCUUGGUAGUAGGACUCCGUGGGUGACAGGGUUCGGGAUCGGGUUACUUUUAAGAGGUAUCGUGCCCCUGCAUCCGAAUGCAGAAGGUAUGAAGGAAGUGGCAGGUAUUCUGCUUCAAAUAAUACAGAGCUGGAAGUGA
Monascus purpureus is the source of this 855-nucleotide messenger RNA. Lineage: Eukaryota; Fungi; Ascomycota; Eurotiomycetes; Eurotiales; Aspergillaceae. The record is from the annotation of a GenBank genome assembly.